This is a messenger RNA of Tupaia belangeri chinensis (Chinese tree shrew), 2620 nucleotides long. RefSeq names its product 5-hydroxytryptamine receptor 1D (gene HTR1D). The transcript has a single exon. Gene Ontology annotation, cellular component: plasma membrane. Bases 706 to 1839 code for a protein of 377 amino acids. Gene Ontology annotation, molecular function: G protein-coupled serotonin receptor activity. NCBI's taxonomy places the organism in Eukaryota, Metazoa, Chordata, Mammalia, Scandentia, Tupaiidae. The record is from RefSeq and is a predicted model, not a curated record. Gene Ontology annotation, biological process: smooth muscle contraction; regulation of behavior; positive regulation of MAPK cascade.
GCCGGAGCUUCUGACCAUGUGUCCCUCCUGUGAACCCACAGUGACCCGCCUGUUUUAUCUUCUCCCGCCUCAUGCAUUCUUUGAGCCUUGGUAACCAGGAUGUUUUGUCUGUUCAGACUCAAGGCGUUCAGUGGAACCGGAACCAAGGGAAACGCCUCACCUGCUGGUGUGCCAAGAUGGAGCUGGGAAACUGAGCUGUUGACUGGAACACUUCUCUGAAUCAGUGUGUCCUUCUUUUCAUCUCUAGUUUUUACAGUCUCCCCAGGGGCAACCUGAAGUCCAGAAUCUUCUCAGUAAGGAUGGGGGAGAUGCUGAAGUUCCCAUUCAACACACUGAUGUCUCCAGCUCUGCAUAGAGCCACAGCGUCAAAGGCAAGAAUCCCAGAUGGCUGCCCACAGUGGUGCGAUACCCUGAUCAUCGUCUAGCAAACUCAGCAUGUGUCCCCUGGGCUCCACCAUCUGCUGGCCAGAGUUCCGGAGGAGCGAGACACCUGGGGGGUCAUCUGAUUCAGGAAGGACCCUUCACUCCCAGCUGGCAGUUGCCUGCAUGUUCUUUAAAUAGUCCCGUCUCGUGACCCCUUCUCUGCGACCGUUCCCAUGUAUGGCUCCUGCCCGCAAGAAGGAAGAUGACACUGUUAUGCAGCCAGGACAACUGUGAAAGAAGGAGCCCUGUACGUGGAGGUCUGGGAAGAGAGAGCCACUUAGCAUGUCCCCACUGAACCAAUCAGCAGAAGGCCUUCCCCAGGAGGCCUCCAACAGAUCCCUGAACACGACAGAAACUCCUGAGGCUUGGGACCCGGGGACUCUCCAGGCGCUCAAGAUCUCCCUCGCCGUGGUCCUUUCCAUCAUCACGCUGGCCACGGUGUUCUCCAACGCCUUUGUGCUCACCACCAUCUUGCUCACCAGGAAGCUCCACACCCCUGCCAACUACCUUAUUGGCUCCUUGGCCACAACAGACCUUUUGGUCUCCAUCUUGGUCAUGCCCAUCAGCAUCGCAUAUACCACCACCCACACCUGGAACUUUGGCCAAGUCCUGUGUGACAUCUGGCUGUCCUCUGACAUCACGUGCUGCACGGCCUCCAUCCUGCACCUCUGUGUCAUCGCUCUGGACAGGUACUGGGCCAUCACCGAUGCCCUGGAGUACAGUAAGCGCCGGACGGCUGGCCACGCGGCCGCCAUGAUCGCCGCUGUCUGGGCCAUCUCCAUUUGCAUCUCCAUCCCACCCCUCUUCUGGCGGCAGGCUAAAGCCAGCGAGGAGAUGUCCGACUGCCUGGUGAACACCUCUCAGAUCUCCUACACCAUCUACUCCACCUGCGGGGCCUUCUACAUCCCAUCUGUGCUGCUCAUCAUCCUGUACGGCCGGAUCUACAGGGCGGCCCGGAACCGCAUCCUGAACCCGCCCUCACUCUACGGGAAGCGCUUCACCACCGCCCACCUCAUCACCGGCUCCGCAGGGUCCUCUCUCUCCUCGCUCAAUCCCAGCCUCCACGAGGGACACCCUCACUCGGCCGGCUCUCCUCUCUUUUUCAACCAUGUGAGGAUCAAGCUUGCUGAUAGUGUCCUAGAACGCAAGAGGAUCUCUGCUGCUCGAGAAAGGAAGGCCACUAAAACCCUGGGGAUCAUCCUGGGGGCCUUCAUCAUCUGCUGGCUGCCCUUUUUUGUGGCAUCUCUGGUCCUCCCUAUCUGCCGGGACUCCUGCUGGAUCCACCCGGCUCUCUUUGACUUCUUCACUUGGCUAGGCUACCUGAACUCCCUCAUCAACCCAAUCAUCUACACUGUGUUUAAUGAAGAGUUCCGGCUGGCAUUUCAGAAGGUUGUCCAUUUCCGGAAAGCCUCCUAGGCCUAUUGGGUGAUGACCUUGUUAUCUUUUGUGUCCUAGUAUCUUGGGUCUUGGUUUGGUCUGCAGAAUGGUUCUGUGUUUUUUCCCCUGCUGUCUUCUCAACUUCUGAGCCACUGAAAGCUGGGCAGCUGUGUGACAGGGAACAGGACGAAAGACUGCACAUAGUGUACCAUUUUCACAGUUCUCCUGCUGGGAGAAACGGACCCGCAGGAGUCCCAUUGGUUCAGUCCAGGUCAGAAGCCAUCUGGCUUGGCAGAAAAGCCUCGGGCUCGAAGAGAAGGCUUUCUGGUCUACCUGAGGUUGGGAUGGUGCUCAAAGGAAGGUGGGCGAGAUUAAGGACCUGAAUUGAAAGAUCAUUUGGAGCUAGGCUGGCGGGGCUUCCUUCCAUGUGGCACCUUAAUUAGAAAAUAAUACCCACGGGCUUCUUUCAUUGAGUCCUCCCUACGUGGAUUCUCUCCCAGUCGUCCACGCGGGGGAGAGUCUUUGAGGUGCCAGUGAUACUGAGUGACUUGGAGAGAUGUUCCAAAGCCAGGGGCAGGCGAGCGAGACGUCUGGGACCAGAUCACCCACCUGCACACGCCCGUCUCCUGUCUCCUUGCGCCACUUCAUGUUCUGAAGUGAAAAUCCAUGAUCAUCGACGCAGGUGGACAGGCCGUGCACCCACCACGCUUUGAGUAGGACGACAUUCUGAAUUUUUUUCUGAAUUAUUUUUUUACAUCCUGUUCUCAUUAGAGAGCUUAAGAUGUUGAGUCUUAUCAAAUAAAAAGCAUGAGACAUCAUG